Messenger RNA from Seriola aureovittata, 2284 nucleotides. It is a transcript of the gene uck2b, whose product is annotated as uridine-cytidine kinase 2b. The transcript has 7 exons. The coding region runs from base 36 to 824 and encodes 262 amino acids. Gene Ontology annotation, cellular component: cytosol; cytoplasm. The record is from RefSeq and is a predicted model, not a curated record. Gene Ontology annotation, molecular function: kinase activity; ATP binding. Lineage: Eukaryota; Metazoa; Chordata; Actinopteri; Carangiformes; Carangidae.
GUCCAGCUCAGCAGCUCAGAAGGCACAUUGCAAGUAUGGCCGGAGACAGUGAGGUUCAUCCAGAGGACCGUGGCGAGAAAACCAACGUUAUUCGCCAACCUUUUCUCAUCGGGGUCUCCGGCGGCACUGCCAGUGGGAAGUCGUCAGUAUGUGAGAAAAUUAUGGAGCUGCUGGGGCAGAACAAGAUCGACCACCACCAGCGGCAGGUGGCCAUUCUCAGCCAGGACAGCUUCUACAAGGUGCUGACUCCAGAGCAGAAAGCCAAGGCAGGAAAGGGCCAGUUCAACUUUGAUCAUCCAGAUGCCUUUGACAAUGAGCUCAUCAUGCAAACACUCAGACAGAUCCUGCAGGGGAAGACUGUUCAGAUACCUCUCUAUGACUUUGUCACUCAUUCCAGGAAAGAGGAGUUUGUUACGGUGUAUCCGGCUGAUGUGGUCCUGUUUGAGGGUAUCCUCAUGUUCUACUCACAGGAAAUCAGAGAUCUGUUCCAGAUGAAGCUGUUUGUUGACACAGAUCCAGACACACGGCUCUCACGCCGAGUUUUAAGAGACAUCAGUGAGCGUGGAAGAGAGCUCGAGCAAGUGCUGGCUCAGUACAUUACCUUUGUGAAACCGGCUUUCGAGGAGUUCUGUUUACCAACAAAGAAGUAUGCAGAUGUGAUUAUUCCACGAGGAGCAGAUAACCUCGUGGCCAUCAACUUGAUAGUACAGCACAUCCAAGACAUUUUGAACGGCGGUCUUAGCAAGCAUCACAAUGGCUGCAUGAACGGCCACAGUACUCACCGUCAGCGGCGGACCUCAGAGUCCAGCAGCCGACCUCAUUGACUUCGUCACCCCUCUCUUCACAGGCCGGAGAAGGGUGUGGUGGUUGCGCUGUAAAUAAUGCCUGUUGGAAUCACUGUAUUUAAGAGAGGGAAAAAAAAAAGAUGCAAAAAGAAUUGAAAUGCCUUUUAUUAUUAUUAUUAUUAUUAUUAUUAUUAUUAUUAUAACAACUACUCUUGUUAUUAGUUACUUUCAUUGUUGAACAAGGAAUCCAGAUUUUUGUCAGGAGGGCAGACCAGAAGUUGUUAUUCUUGUGAUGAGACCAUGGGUUAAAAAUGACCCCAUGUAUUUUUCCCUCCCACAAUGCAUUGUUGUUGGUUUUUUUUUUUUUUCUUUUCUUUUUUCUUUGUUUUCCUUGCUGCUCCAUGUAAAUUCAUGCCGACAACAAAUAAAAGAGGGGAAACCUUUUUUAUUUUUUAAUGUCAGAUAAAACUUGAAUCCCUGAUUGUUGGGGAGUCUGAUAAAUGUUUGGGUGGUUUCCAAACGAGAAGGAUGUGGAUUGGAAGACGAGUUGAACAAACCAGGAUUGCACUCUGUGUUUGUGCGGACAAUCUUGGCAAUGUUUUCUACCCUUUUCUUUUCUGUUUAAGUUGUCUCAUUGUAUUGUUCAGUGUAAUGUGUUACACAAGAAGCCUGUUUACUACACUUAAGUGUCCAUCUCAUCAGUAGUUUAUGAUGUCUGCAGCAGCAGAAACACACUACCGUUUUUCAGUACAGAUCGUCACGUGUAGAAUUAUGUGACUGCCACAUCAGUGAAGCCAAAAGCUGGACGGUGUAAUUAAUGUAUUAACUGAAUCCAGUGUUGUUGGUAUUGCUAAAUUUUUGGGAUGUUUGCCCCCUCUAAUUAACAGCCUACUCAUGCGUAUUGACUGCUGCUGUCAAAACGUAUUAAUACAUCCACUGCUUUUAAUUACAGAGUUUUUGUAACAUGAAAAGCUAGUCAAAAUUUGGAUAUAUAAUUAACAAAAUUUUCCUGAUUUUUUUAUUUUUAUUUUUAGAGGUUUUGCCAGCAUUUGCAUGACAGAAUCAGCUAUGUUCAUUAAGAUUUAAGAUAUGAGGUGUACUCUCAGGUUGGUUAUACCAAUUUUAGUUUGAAACGCCGGGAAAAUAUGUGAUGAGGGUGCUCAAGGCCACAGCAAUAUCAGUUAAUCCAGGUGUGUGGCAAAUAACCACAAAAACCCACCGCAAUGCCUCUGCAAAGUUGCCUCAGGUUAGCAUGUACAGCAAGUAUCUGCACCAAAACCCAGUUUCCACUCAACAUAAGGUUACAAUAAAAAAAACUGUUGAAUCAAUUUAGUAUCCCAUGUGCUGUAUUUGUUGUGUAUAGUGCAAUUGAAUGAAUGAUUUGUACCAUGAGAUUUGUACAGUAUGGUUGUUGAAUUGGCUUGGUGGUUUUUUUUUUUGGAUGAUUUAUAUGACGUCCUCAGUUGAUAAAUGAUCAAUAAACCAAAACCGACCCAGAA